UCCCUGUGAAACGGGCGCCUCCAUUGGCUGGGGCUCGCUGAGACACUCACGCGCACAAUGUCUCUCCUCUUUUGUUAUUGUAGCGAGCGCGAGGAGAGGCUUCGGGAGAGCAGCAGGAUGCGCGAGCGGAGACAGAGAGGCUGAUAGACUGAUAUCGACUGUGAUAGAGACAGAGUCAGACAGAACCGGAGAGAGGGGGAAGGGGGAAGGGAUUUCGGAAUACUUCUUCAUUAGCCCCCCCAACCCCUUGAAAAGAGAACCUCUACUUAUUUGUCUGCUGUCCUGUGGAUGACAGGAUGUCGGUGAACCCCCCCAGCAGUAAUGACGCCUGCCUCAGCAUCGUGCACAGCCUGAUGUGCCACCGGCAGGGCGGGGAGAACGAGGGCUUCGCCAAGCGCGCCAUCGAGAGCCUGGUGAAGAAGCUGAAGGAGAAGAAGGACGAGCUGGACUCGCUCAUCACCGCCAUCACCACCAACGGCGUGCACCCCAGCAAGUGCGUCACCAUCCAGAGGACCCUGGACGGCCGGCUGCAGGUGGCCGGGCGGAAGGGGUUCCCCCAUGUGAUCUACGCCCGUCUCUGGCGGUGGCCCGACCUGCACAAGAACGAGCUGAAGCACGUCAAGUUCUGCCAGUUCGCCUUCGACCUCAAAUACGACAACGUCUGCGUCAACCCUUACCACUAUGAGAGGGUGGUGUCGCCUGGCAUCGUGGGCCUCAGUCUGCAGAACACCGGACCCCCAGGGCGGCUGAUCAAGGAGGAGUUCAUCCAUGACUGCAUUCAGAUGGACGGGGGUCCACCGGGGAUGGCGCCGCAGCCCGACCACCAGGGGGCGCUGAAGCUCCCCCCGCCAGAGCACUACGGCCAGCCCCUCCCCCCGCUGCAGCUGCCGUCCGAGCCCCCCCGUGCCCCCCCGCCCGUCACCCUCUAUCCCAACAUGCCCCUCUCCCCCCCAGCCUCCAACUCCAUGAUGUCCAUGCAGGGGGGUCACAGCGAGGGGCUGCUGCAGAUCGCCUCCCCCCAGGGUCAGGUCAUGGCCCACGCCCCUCCCACCACCCCCACCCACGGCCCCCCCAGCCCCCCCUCCCAGAACGGCUAUGGCACCCCCAAACACUCUCAGCCCCAGGGAGCUUUCCACACCACCUGGACAGGCAGCAACACGGCCUCCUACACUCCCGUAGGACCCCAGCAGAAUGGGCGGGGCCACCAGCAGCCUCCUCUCCACCACCCCUCCCACUUCUGGUCUCAGCACCACAAUUCAGCCUCCUUUCCACCUCUCGUCUCCAACCAUCCAGGGCCGGAGUUCUGGUGCUCCAUCUCGUACUUUGAGAUGGACGUGCAGGUGGGGGAGAUGUUCAAGGUCCCGGCCAGCUGUCCCGUGGUGACGGUGGACGGGUACGUGGACCCCUCGGGGGGCGACCGCUUCUGCCUGGGACAGCUCAGCAACGUGCACCGCACCGACGCCAGCGAGAGGGCCAGGUUGCACAUUGGGAAGGGGGUGCAGCUGGAGUGUCGGGGGGAAGGGGACGUGUGGAUGCGGUGUCUCAGCGACCACGCCGUCUUCGUGCAGAGCUACUACCUGGACCGGGAGGCGGGGCGGGCCCCGGGAGACGCCGUGCACAAGAUCUACCCCGGGGCCUACAUCAAGGUGAGGGACCUCAGGCAGUGCCACAGGCAACCACCCACUGCACAGCAGCAGCGCCACUCCACAGCCAGCAGCGCAGCAGGCGCGCGUGGCGGAGGAAACAUUCCGGGCCCGGGCAGCGUGGGGGGCAUCGCACCCGCAGUCAUCUUUCGCCGCCCGGGGAUCAGGCGUGGAGAUGAGCACUGCGCCAGGCUCUGCAUCACGCGGCUGAGCUGGGGGCUGGGGGCGGAACUUCCCCCGGCAGGCCUGGGAUCCAGCGGCGAGGAGGCGAGAGUGGGAGGCGAUGAGGAGACCAGACCGGCGGAGGUGGAGCAGAGGGAUCAGAGGGAGAGGGCUGCAGUACAGGAGGAGAUCUGA
Anguilla rostrata (American eel) is the source of this 2000-nucleotide messenger RNA. It is a transcript of the gene smad10a, whose product is annotated as SMAD family member 10a. Gene Ontology annotation, biological process: anatomical structure morphogenesis; SMAD protein signal transduction; transforming growth factor beta receptor signaling pathway. Lineage: Eukaryota; Metazoa; Chordata; Actinopteri; Anguilliformes; Anguillidae. The record is from RefSeq and is a predicted model, not a curated record. Gene Ontology annotation, molecular function: RNA polymerase II cis-regulatory region sequence-specific DNA binding; DNA-binding transcription factor activity, RNA polymerase II-specific; I-SMAD binding. Gene Ontology annotation, cellular component: heteromeric SMAD protein complex.